GGCAGCGGGGCCUGUCAUUCCGCGAUGCCGAAGUCUUGCGCAGCCCGGCAGUGCUGCAACCGCUACAGCAACCGCAGGAAGCAGCUCACCUUCCACCGGUUCCCGUUCAGCCGCCCAGAGCUGUUGAAGGAAUGGGUGCUGAACAUCGGCCGGGGCAACUUCAAGCCCAAGCAGCACACUGUCAUCUGCUCGGAGCACUUUCGGCCCGAGUGCUUCAGCGCCUUUGGGAACCGAAAGAACCUGAAGCACAACGCCGUGCCCACAGUGUUUGCCUUCCGGGAGCCCACGCAGGUCCUGCCCACGGCGGGGCCCGAUGGCCCGGGGAGAAGCACGGACGCCGCUCUGGAGGAGCUUCCGCUGCCCCCGGAUGCAGACGCCGCGGGCUACGAGGUCGUGCCGGUGCCCUGCAGGCCCGAGGCCGAGGCGGCGGCGAAGCGCGCGGGGCCCCAGCAGCCCUCGGACCACAGCUACGCCCUGCGGGACCUGGCGGCGCUCAAGAACAAGCUCUUCCUCGCGCUCCGGGAGAACGAGCAGCUAAGGCUCUUUGCGGGGACCCCGGCCCGGCCGGCCGUGUGCCCCUUCUCAAGACUCAUGUAG
Echinops telfairi (small Madagascar hedgehog) is the source of this 597-nucleotide messenger RNA. RefSeq names its product THAP domain containing 3 (gene THAP3). The transcript has 5 exons. Bases 25 to 597 code for a protein of 190 amino acids. The record is from RefSeq and is a predicted model, not a curated record. NCBI's taxonomy places the organism in Eukaryota, Metazoa, Chordata, Mammalia, Afrosoricida, Tenrecidae.